Molecule: messenger RNA, 1266 nt
Organism: Peronospora farinosa
Lineage: Eukaryota; Oomycota; Peronosporomycetes; Peronosporales; Peronosporaceae
Source: the annotation of a GenBank genome assembly
AUGAAGUUUGGCAAGCGCGUACGUAGUUUAGCGUCUCCGGAGUGGACUGCUGACUACGUGGACUACAAGGCACUGAAGCGAGAGAUUAAGCUGUCAUUUUCCGGUACUGAUAAUGCUGACAAACGCGUGAUGUGGUUCCGAUCACUGUUGGAGUCUGAAAUGCAGAAACUCAACGAGACCCACGCUCGAAUCCUCGACGAAUUAAUGAAUCGUGAAUUGAAACCACUGCAACAAACGUUGGGAACUCGGUGGGUGCUUUCGCAUGCCACCGCUCGGUCAUUGUUGCUAGACGUGCUCUCGCUUUCACACAAGGUGGACGCAUUCCGUCGCUUCGUGGUGUUAAACAGCCUAGCCAUCGUCAAGAUCGCCAAGAAAUUUGACAAGGCAACAAACUCGGAGGGUGAGAUUGAAGACAACUCGGCCGCAACGUCACGACUCAAGGCUAUAGUGCUGGAAGGCCUAAAGUGUCAACCAUUCUAUGAUGCAGCAUCGCUCGAUGCUUUGUGCGAUGAAACAGCAGCACUCACUGACCGAGUGAUGUUGUGUGUGUUACCCGAUUAUAACUUCCGCCUCGGGCCGCGAGCUUUAAGGUGCCCAAUAUGUCUUUGCGUGGAUGUCCAAGCCCCGAUUACACUCUCUUGCGCACACACAUUUUGCUGGUCAUGUUUGUCCCAAGCAGCUCAGCAUCGUUUUCGCUCGUGUCCGCUUUGUCGUCGCGCGCAAACCGUCGAUCCUCGUGACUUCGAAAUUGACGGACUAGUGAAACGCUUCAAGCGCACUUACGAAUUCGUGGAGAAAUCUCUAGAUGCAGUUCCGUUGGUUUCGAGCCCCAUGCGGCAGAUUCUUGCAGAGGCGUUCAACGUUAGUAAUGAUUAUCUACGUGAAGUCGAUGAACGGUACGCAGCGCUAGCUUUGUUACCAUCGGCAUCUUUUGACGAGCCACAGCCCACAACAAUUGCAAUCAAAAACCUUAAAACCGACGUGGAGAAGAAGGUGCCUCUUGCAAUUGGUGUAUCCGUUGCUGAGAAGGAGGUGGAGGAAGCAGAAAUGGAACCGCCUUUAGUUUUUGACAAGGGUGACAUGGUCGAAAUUUUUCAUAGCGAGCAAUGGUAUGCCGGUGUGGACAAGUCCCAGCGGUUUGGUCAGCGUACACCACGCCACCUUCUACGCGAGCCACAAGAAGUCCCUGCACCACCUGCAUUGUACAAGUAUGCAGCUGAAGCUUGGCGUACAGCUGCGAGCUGGGCAUUCGAGCCUUUUCGGUGA